This is a messenger RNA of Symbiodinium natans, 8463 nucleotides long. The record is from the annotation of a GenBank genome assembly. Lineage: Eukaryota; Dinophyceae; Suessiales; Symbiodiniaceae.
AUGCCGGUUGAGCUUAUCCUCGAGGAUGGGCAGGCGCCAGAGAAAUCAAGCUGGCCUGCUGCCUUACUGCGCCUGGCCGGAAACGCAGAGGCAUUCUGCUCGAAAGCCGUGGUAUUCGUGAGCGAUGAUCCGGACCUGGCACGUAUCAGUGCCCAGGUGUCUCUGUGCAACUUCUGCAUUGAGCUUGAGGAUGCCCAGCGAAAGGCGUGUCUGGUGGAUCACGUUGGCGAACUCUACGUUGACAUCGGUGCUUGCAGUGCUGGGUCGAGAUGGCCUCAGCAUCAAUCUCUAGUCAGGCUUGGCCACUUACAGCUCAGGCUGGAUCCAGAGGAGGCACUGAUGGUCACGGAUUUGCUACUUAGCUUUCUGGAGGAACUCGAGCUGAGUGUUGCUGACGAGCUGGCCGAGCUGCUCUCUCCUGAGCAUGCGGAUGGUCUCAGAGACAUUCUCUUGGCUCCAGAGAUGCUGGUGCCGGAGCCUGCCCCAUGGCCUCCGGACAUGAGCCUCGCAUGCUCAGAUGCUGUGCGGGUCUUGCUGCCCUGCGGGGUGCAAACGCCACCCUUGGCAUUGAGCUUCGAGAUCCACUCACAGCGGGCCUGUGAUGGCACUUUGGCACUCACAUUUCGCGAUCUGACCACUUGGUUGUUGCCUUCCAUGCCUCUUUGUUGGCCAGACGACUGGACCCCAAAGAAGAGGAUCAUGCAUUGCCCCUCCUUGAUCCUGUCGGUGGCGCCCCAGGAGCUCGUGGCGCAGCUCUCGCUCAACUUGUCGUUCACACCGAUGGCCGUGAUGGUGCUGACUUGUGGCCUCCGGCGCUGGGGCAGUGCUCAAAAGGAUGUGGCUCCGAUCAUGGAGAAGCGGAGCACGUUCAGCAGUUCCUUCGGAAGCUCAGGUGAGCUGUCGGCAUCUCCGAGAGACUGGCGUCUGGCUGUGCGGGUGCACGUGCCACAGCUGGAGCUGGAGCUCGUUCUGGCAGAAGUGCCAGUCAUGAAGGGCCGGCUGCAGCAAUGGGACAUCGGCUUGGAAGGCACAUGUGCAAAUGGUCUUGGCAUCUCUUCGACCCUGGACUCGGCUUUCCUUUGGGUGCCUGGGGCCAGCCGGCCGGUGCUGAAAUUCCUGGGUGCCUCCCAUCUCUCUCUCGCCCUACCACUGGGGGAAGCGGCUUUCAAGGAGGAGCUCUCGAUUCGCUGCAUGGUCGCCCCACUGUGGGCAUGCGUGGACUGCACAGCCUUCUCCUUGAUGCUCGACUUCCUGACAGAGCUUGAAGAGGCUUUUGCCAGCAAUCCUCUGGGUGACGAGUCCACAUUGGACUUCACUGAGCAACAUCUGCGGGCACGGAUGUACACUGCACCACUGUCCAACGCCGUCUGUUGCCUGUUGCCAGAAUGCUGCUAUCGAUUGCAGCAAUGGGACGUGCAUCUCGCAUGGACCAACCUCUCAUUCUUUCUGCCUACCGCAGGGGAGGACAAAGACCCACAGGGAAUUUUGAUCGGCUGCGCUGCGAAAUGGUCUUUUCGGCAGUUGAGAAGUCGGUGUUUGGUGUCCAAGUUCUUUGCUGUCCAAACGCAGCAAAGCGUCUCGUUCUCAAGCUCACCACCGAAGAGCGUCGACGGGGCCAUUCUCCACCCUUGCCGCCUCAAGAUUGAACUCAAUCUUGCACUGGAACCCUCCCAGGUUCUUCGGGGCGUGACCGGGCGACUUGUGGUAGAUCCAGUUUGCGUCUCUUUGAAGACCGAGCACGUGCCUUUGCUAAUGCAGAUCUGGCGGCACCUCCGUUACUUGGACUGCACACUCGCUGCUUUUGGGGCGGAAUCGAGUCUGGAGAAAUCAUCGAGCGCGGGCAGCCUGAACUGCAAGGCGAAGACUGACUUUUCAGAAAGCUCGGAAUCAAGCCGAUGGUGGCGGGCAAGCUUGAGCGAUGUUCGCAAGGUGACGAAGGUGCUAGAAGAGUUGAUCCCAGAGUGCUUCCUGCAGUUCUGUGACCACAUGCUGAGUCUAGUCUGUACUUGCAGACUGCAGUUGGAAGUGGAGCUGUGCGCGUUGCAUGUGGGAUUGGUGCAGUCGUCAACCGAUGCAGAGCUUGUCAUCAUUUUGGUGGAGGACGUGCUGGUCUCGCUGGAUCGGACCCUGGCAGGAUUUGCCACACAACUCGGUGGAGCUCCUUCGCCACUCUCCGGAACUUCUGCAAGCAGCGCGCCAACCUCGCCAGUCACCAGGUGCCCACGGCGCCGCGAGCAUCUUAUGCUUCAUGUUGGUGCUUUGUCUGUUGACAUCACAUCGACUGAGUUGGCAAGGGCGGCCACCCUGCUGGAGCCCGUGUGUCUCGUGCUGGAUCUAUACGAAGGUCACAGGCAUCAGCCAUCCAGCUGCAAAGUGUCCUGGGCGAACUUAAACAUAAGCUCCACACUAAUUGAGACGAUGGUGAGCUUGUACAGUGAUGCAUCUGAGAGAAUUGCAGCAAUGCAACCCUUGGAGAUUGACACUCCUGGGGCAACACCGGUUUCCUUGCGCUGCUUUUCGCCCAGCGCGCACCCGUCUUCCCCCGUACAUGCACGUCCAACACUCCAGCGGCAGGUGAGCAUUUCCUCACGUCAGCCGCAGCUGUCCGUGUGGAAUUUUCUUGGCCAGGAUAUCGCUUUGACUGUAGUGGACACGGGCGGCCCUGAUAUUUCAGAGCACAUAUCCACUGAGAAAAACGGUAUAGUCAAGAUGCCGUGGUGUGGCGUCCGCACGUCCAGUGCUGGGGACCCCAGAGGCUGGGCUGUGCGACUUCGAAUUGCUGAAAUGCCUGAUGUUGACGUUCCCCUGCACUUAUCGGCCGCUGCAGCCAUCAAGGCGGUUGCUUUGAAGCCCCGAUACAUGACCAGCAGCUCGUCGAUCACUGGGUCACUGCGGCAGCUAGGUUCCAAGCUUCGCUGCAACAGUACAGAGACCACCUUAAGUACCCACAGCAAUCUGGACAUGGCGAUGAAAGCAGCACCUUCGGCUCUUUCAGGGCAAUGUUGGAUCUUAGUGCGCACGGAAGUCGGAAGCAAGCUCCAUGAGCUGGAGGUCCAGAUGAGUUCUGUGCUCUUCCUGGAGAACCGGACCAACGUUGGCAUCUCAGUGGCACCCUACGGAACCUCUUUGGAGAACUUCCUGGAGCUUCCUCCCAAGAGCCCACCACGGCCUGUUCCGGUCGCUUGGUUAGCCAUGGGAGCGGAUGGGAAGUUACCACCCACGCUUUGGGCUGGGGUAACGGAGGAGCUCCGAACCCCGCCCCUGAACACCUCCGGCAGCUCCUUGAGCAUGACAGCGGUCGUGUCGGGAGUGUCAGGAAGUACGGACUCCAUGGCAUGGAGUUGGAUGAGAAGGCAACGAAAGACAGGCAUGCUGCAGCCCUUGAUCGGGUCGCGAAGUUGGCAGGCAAUCUGUCGCUACAAGAGUAUGGUUGCGAACGACUACUUUCUGCGAUCCAGGAUGAUUCGGCUCCAGGAUCGUGCGGGGGAAGAGUGCGCGUGUUUCUCCGCCACAAUCUCCGGAGUAAGCGCCGACUUGCAGGCCUCCUUGCAAGCCUUGAUCUUCUCCGUGGCUUUGGACCCUGCUGCCCGGAUUUGUAACAGAAUGCCAUCUACUCUGCAAUUGCACACCGUGGACGGCCCUUUGCUGAUCCGUCCUGGGGAAGACAUCGACAUUCUGAAGCCAUCGCAGCAAAUUCAGAUCUCAACCGAAGCUCCAAUCUCCACAGGUUCAGAGGAGCCUGUCCACCUGCAUCUCGCAACGGCCCUAUGGGCAGAUCGGCUACCCAGAGAGAAGCACCAGAAGCAGCUCAUCUUCGAGGGCGACGAGAAGGAAAGGGAGCAGCAUCCGCGCCUGGUGGCCACGCUCGAGACGGAGCCGGGCCUGACCAACCCGGCGGAGUCCUGGGCUCCCUUGCAGGUCCGCCAGUACUCGCCGCGCUCCUUGCGACUCGUUUUCUUCACGCAGUACUGGCUGAUGAACCGGCGCAGCGACUGUCGAGUUUGCAUUCCGCGGGUGGACCUCCCCACCACAGGUGAAACAGGUUUGGUAAAAUUUGGCAGCAAACGUCCUGGUCCGCAUGCAACACGGCAUGCACUCAUGCAGUACGACAGCAAUUCGCUGCGAAUGGUGUCGGAGGACUUGGUCAGGCGCGGCAAGAUCCGUCUGGGUCUUUGUGACCAGCGCUACAACGCAAAUGGCGAGUCGCUCGUCCCAGUGACACAAGCAUUCAGGAUAAGACAACCCACUGUCGGCUCUGCAACGGCACCUCGCACAGAUCGCAAUCCAGUGCAGCGUUGCUUCGGAUACACGGUGAGACCAGCACCUCUACCCUUUCACCGGACGUUGAUCGUGGAAGUGGUGCGCCGCUACACUUUGCUGAACCACAAGGAGCAUCCCUUGUUUUGCUUUGAGCAGAGUGUCUUAGCGCCACUGGAGCUCUCGGCAGGCUCCUCUGCUGCAUAUGAUCCGCAGAAUCCACAGGGAGCAAAGCAGAUAGCGAUCAGCGGUGUCGGCCCAUCCUAUGCCGGUGGCGGAAGUGCAGUGAACGAUCGGAGCGACCGGCCGCCAGAGAGGAGCACUGAUCGAGGUGUCACCGUGCCCAGGUCAAGACACGAGACCGGAGAUCUGGAAAGCGGACACAGCGGACGCCGCCCUCAAAGGAGGGCCGUGACGUGGGCGGAUCAGACUGAGCAACACCAGGAAGCAGAGAACCAAGUGUUGGAAUGUGCAGAGAGGGACAGGGACAACGACCACCGAGGAUGCUAUUCGGCUUCAUUCGGGCUCGCUGAAACCAGCAGGAGUCGGUUCCAACUCAUGCAUCAGAUUGACCUUUCCUGUUUUGUCUCCACCAUGGCUUGUGCGUCCGCACACCUUGCCAGACCUGAGCCAUUGGUCGGACCAGCUGAGCCGCCCACAGCGCACGGUCGUGCAUGGUGCCUGACAGCUGUUGAUACCAUGGUGGAACAGAGCUCCGUGGUGGUACGCUUUUCAGAGCCACUGCGGCCACAGUUCCGCAUCAUCAACCGCACCGGACACCCACUGGGCCUCUGCCAGGACUCCGAGGGCGCACCUUCUUUGGAGCUGGCGCCUGAAAGACGAAUGAGCUUCUGCUGGUUCCAGCCCGAGGGCCCUCAGCGUCUCAAGCUUCGCCUUGGACCGAAGGAGCACAGCUACGAGGUGGGGACAGUUGAAGAGCACUCGCCGCCACUCCACGUUGAAAGGCCACCGCAGGGUGCAGCUGCGGGGUGGUUUCGGGAAGAGUUCCUGGUGCAAACCCGUGUGGUUCGAGGAUCGCGCGAGGUCCACAUUCACCCGCAUUGCCGUCUCACAAACAUGAAGGGGCAGCCCCUGUUGGUGAGAUCCGGAAAUGCCAAGGCAGGUGAGAUGGCCGUGGUUCCCCAUGAAGGGUCUGUGUGCCUUCAGAGAGAGGCCAAAACGUCUGAGCAAGUUUUCCUGCAGAUCGCAAGCUGCACGCAAGACUGCACAUCAGGUGCAGCAACGCAUUGGUCAGCACCGAUCAUGCUGACGAAGAGCUUAUCUGGGCACCGAGGUUUCCUUCGGCACAUGACCAGUGGUGGAUCGGGCAUGACGUCUGUAUUUGAGAUUACGAUGGUUGACGUAAAGAAAGAUCCCGUUUCAGACUUCUUAGUCGUGGAGCUUCGUCCAUAUGUUCAGUCGAAGUGCCCAUACUUCAUAGAGAAUGCAAGCCGUCUUUGUUGCAGCGUGAGUCAGUUAGAUGGACCGGAAGCAGGAGCGACUCUGGAUCUCUUCCCACAGGAGAGCGCACCAUUUGUCCCAGUGGGUGCUGUCUUAGGAGGUCAAGGAAGCUUUCAAGUAAGACUCUCUGCAAUGGGAGACGAUGGAGACUACGAAGACCAAAGCGCUGUCAUUGAUAUCGAGCUGCCACAAGAGACGGUUCUUGGCCCCCUUCACGUUCAAGUUCUGAAGGAGAGGCCCCGUCACAUCAUCAUCAGGGAUAUUGGAGCUGUUCAAACUGGACUCCGGCGAUCUCGAAAAAGCCAGCUGCAAGCCUUUCCUCCCUUUCUGCUCAUGCGACGUCUGCUUGGUACAGGCAAGGCUUGGAUCCCUGACAGGAAAGAGAGCAAGGAAAAGCCGGUUAUUCCAAAUCCGAUCCCAUUGUCUCCAAGAAGGCGUACAAGGUUGAAUGGGUAUAGUAGCCAGUUUGGAAGCCCGGCAUCGCGGAAAAGAACCGUUCAUCUCGGAUCAAGACCUUCAAGUCCCGGACGCCGAAAGGAGAGGCACUUCACCGGAGCGUCCACUCCGCGCCUGCUUGCCAUGCCAAGUGUGCGUUCCAUGCGCUCCUUGGGUUCGCCUAUCUCCCGACUCAGGAAAGGAACGCUGGACAUCUUCUGGACACAAAGUGGACGCAAGCGUUCGUACCGAUCAAACGGAGUUGUCUUUCAGCUUUGUGCAGAGGGUGCGGGCAUCACGCUUGUGGACAGUACUGCGUUGCAUGAAGUUGCUUACUUUUGCGUGGAGACUCUGGUCAUCAAUUCUACCCGAGACGGAGCCCAGCAUGAGCUUGACGUCAAACUCGGCUGCGUUCAAGUUGAUGUGAGAGACAACGGCGCCAGCUGGAGAAGCAAUGUGAUGCUCCGUCCCCAACGGGCGCGCCUCCACAAUCCCGUUCGAACUGUGAAGGAGAAACCCUUUCUGCUUUGCAGUGCAACCUGGACAGCGCUGGACCGUGGAGCAGGUGCAGCUGCGCACCUCGAGGUGGAAAGCCUUCGAAUCGAUGUCCAACCCAUUGAGCUGCGGUUGGACACGCUGAGCUGUUUUCAGCUGGCGCAUUAUGGCCUGGAUUUGCUACGCAGGGCCGAGCCCCUCAUCGCCUCCCAUCCGCUUUUUGGACAUCUGCAGCUGAUGUUGAAGACGCAUUGGAGGAGCGGUGGGGAGCAACUUCUACUCGCAGAAGAGGGUGAACCUGACGAUCCAGUGCUUGGAGAACCUCCGUGCCCUGAGGGUGAUGACUUCAAUGUGCCCACGCCUGUCUUCCUCAAGGAGUUGUUCGUGAGACGCAUUCAGUUCUUCGUUUCUGUGCGAUUCAACGGAAAGGGGGCCACCGAUUGUCAGGGCAAUGAAGCCUUACAUGCCGUGGACAUUUUGCUACGCAAGCUGAUUCCGUUCGACGUCUCACAAGCGCGCAUUUCACUGGGACCGUUCUUCCGUCGGCGUGGAGCAGCAGCUCCGAGUUCGCCAAGCUCACCAUGGAGGCGCCUGCUCCGAUGCAUUCCAUGCAUUGGGGACUCUGAUGGCGAUGCUUACUUGUCGGAUGAGUUUUUGCCCCAUGGCUUUCAUGAGCUGUUGUCGGAAGCUGCCUCGGUCUCCGGCACGGCAGUCCUGCGACAGAUCCCGAAGCUGCUGGGUGCCCAGCGGGUGCUGGGAAGUCCGGCGCAGCUGUGUGCUGAAUUGAACCAGGCACUGCGCUUGGCACUCUUCGGCAUUUGCAGCUGCAGCCCUUGGCUUUUGAUCGCCGCACUUCUCACAGUGUUGGCCGCAAUUCUGGAGUCCGUUGAGGGCAUCUUCAUGAUUGUUGCCAAGACAACCUGCCGCAUCACUGCUGGCACUGUUCCCACUGGCCUUCGAAAAGAGCCUUCUGGUGUUGCAGGUGCGCUCAUGGAUCUAUUGUGGUACGGCUUCCCUUGGCAUGCCCAGCAGUUAUAUCGAGAGUGCAGACGGCAGAGCCACAUAGCUAUCUCCGCCCACUCAGUCACCGUCAGCCUGCGGUGCCUUCUCGAAGGAACCUGGCACUGCGUGUUCUCGGUCCUCUCUUCCAGCAUGGUUAUUGUAGCGAAACUCUUUCAAUCUCUGCAGCUGCUCUUCCACACCCUGGCAUGGUAUGUUUGUCCAGAACGAGUAGCAGAGCUGGGUGCUCCACUAUCUCGGCGCGUGGGGCCUUUGCUAUUUCACAUUGGUUCGCCCCUGCAGUAUUCGCACUCCGUGACCUCGAUCAUGGGUGUCGUGCACAGAGCCGUGAGGGGCACCCGCCUUCGUGACUGGCGCUUGCGGCACUUGCCUGGAGGUGAUGGGUCCCUACUUGCCGUACAGGGCUCUGGCUUCUUCCUUGUGCGGUCAAGUGCCAUCAGACGAUGUGUACCUGCGCGAGAAGCUGAUGUUUUUCUGACAUGGCAAGCGCGAGGUAACUGGGAAAGAGUGGAACUGCGCCUUAUUCGGCCUACUCUUAGGACGGAGAGCAACAGGCGCAACGAACUGCGCCGUCGCUUCAUGCUGUGCCUUUAUCGGAGGAGCGCUCCGUACUGCAAGGUGCUUCGACUUAGGAGCCGCCGAGCGGCUCUUUGCGCCUUCAGUUUUGUGCAGGAAUGCAUUUCUAACUGGGUGAGAGCCGAAGUACAGGAGGCCCAAAUGGCUCCAGACACACCCAGGUUGCGGCUGCUUAGGCGGGUGCAUCGAUCUGCUGCAGUUCGAGCAUCCAAUGCAUAG